UCCGGGUUUUGACACAAAGUACAUGUUUUAUUAUAGUCAGAUAUUGAAGAGAGUGGAGUACAGAGUUGAGUAAGAUCAGAUAUGAGACUCCAUUUAAGUUUUGGGAAAAUUAAUAACUAGUUGCACAUUGUUUUAAAAGCGAUUUUUUCGAUUAUAGAAUGUUUGCCUCAUUAAGUCUUGAUUACGUGUUUAACCCUUUGAUUUUAUUUGUUGUUUAAAUUUUUCAUUAAAAAAUCAUGAAGAUAUGGAUAUGUAUUUAUUUGUGCUGUUUGAAAAGUUCAACAGUUUCUUGUCAGAAUUUAACUGGAGACAAUAUUUGCUUUAAAGGAAAUGCUCGUAUAUGCUGCAGUGACUAUAAAGCCAUUGGGAAUAUAUGUGUUGAAUGUGAUCCAGGGCUCUGGGGCCCAAAUUGUUCCUCGACCUGUCCAGCAGACCACUAUGGACGAAGAUGUCAAGAUAAAUGUCACUGUUCAUCAUUUCAAUAUUGUGAUAGAGAAAGUGGAUGUUUGUGUAACAGGACCAGUGCUAAUUGUACGAGAACAGAAACAACUGUGGAAACAAAUUUGGAAUCAAGUUCUGAUAUCACAACAAGAACAAACAUAAAUGAUAAAACAAACGAAUCUAAUUUACUCACAGUUAUAAUUUCAUCGGCAAUAUCCGUAACUGCUCUUGUCAUUUGGGGCUCCGCUAUAAGUUUCUGGAUAAAGAAAAGAUUAAGAAAGGCAAAGGAAAGUAGACAAACUACGGGAAAACAAUUAUUGUCACACACCGAGGAAAUGUCCUCUAGUGUCCCUCAAACCCACCAGACAAGAGAUGAUCUUACUCAGGACAUAUACGCUCAUACAACAUCUGGGAUUUACCACCAUUUAAGUCUCAGAGUACAGCUUAGUAGUUUAUCUGAUAGUGACAACAACAGAGAGAACCCCUCUCAUUGCCCGGGUCUCUCCCCUGAUACAAUUUCUGAACAAAGUGAGGAAAGAAUCCAAACCGAAGAAAAAGAAUCACAAACAGACAUUCAUACGGACAGCGAAAAUUCAGAGGAAGUGUUUUUUGAUGUGAGCUAUGUAGGACUUAAUUCAGAUAUUGUGCAAACAGAUGAAACAUUAAGAUGUUCCUUGAAACCAGACACAGACGUAGAAGAUGAUGAGUAUUGUGACGUGAAAUACACGGGACAACAUUCUAUAAUUGUAUACGGAAAUGAAGUUCUAAGACAACAAAAUUCUUCCAAAUCCGAACCAGACGUUGAUAAUGACGGUGUGGCAGAUUAUAUUAAUUGUAUUAAUAUUUUUCAGGUUAAUGAAUCUGUUGGCGAUGUUUAUUCUUCGGUACAAAAAACUUCAAAAAGGUCAAAUUGUAGUGAAAAUUUUUAGAAUUUUUUUUUCAUGAUAUGGAAUGGAACAGUUAAAAUGAAGUAAGAAUGUUUCUAGAAUUACUCUAGGGCCUGCCUCCAAGUCAUGUUAUGGUGAACAUAGAUUUAAGAAUGUACAUCUGCAAGAGAUUUAAAUGUAGAAAACUCCGUAUUUUAGCUUUAGAUUUUAAAUAAGAUUAUUUGGUUCUUUCUCUGUUUAUAAGUUUGUUUAUGUACAUAAAUUCAGGCCUUCGUUUGAACAAUUAUUGUUUAUUGCUAAUUGUUGUUAAUUCAAAAAGUAUGAAUGACCUAAAAGUGAAUUGUCACAUAUCGUUUACUUAUUAAAGUUCUGUGUAAAUAUUGUUUAAGACUAAAAGUUGUUAUUUAGAAAUACAAUAGAAAAGGCUUCUAAAGCGAUAUAAAAUUGAUUUGCAUGGGUAUAUUCAGUUUGUAGCAAAACAUUACAAAGAUAAUAAGACUACACAAAAGCUUACUUUUUUGCGAUUAGACAAAGAAGUGGUGUAAAAUAAUGACAAAAUAAAAAAAAUGUGUAUCACCCUAUAAAACAGGUUUACUGAUGAUGAUUUGUAUUAACGAAAAAAAAACCCCCAGAAAAAUCUCAAAUAACUUUGAUUUGGAAAAUUAACGACAACGAACGGUGAUCAAUUUGGAAAAAAACUGAAAUCAAAUCAAAUAUGUA
Molecule: messenger RNA, 2048 nt
Organism: Saccostrea cuccullata (small rock oyster)
Lineage: Eukaryota; Metazoa; Mollusca; Bivalvia; Ostreida; Ostreidae
Product: platelet endothelial aggregation receptor 1-like
Exons: 7
Coding region: 237-1370 (377 amino acids)
Source: RefSeq, a predicted model, not a curated record